Impatiens glandulifera is the source of this 1245-nucleotide messenger RNA. Its product is annotated as pentatricopeptide repeat-containing protein At3g24000, mitochondrial-like. Lineage: Eukaryota; Viridiplantae; Streptophyta; Magnoliopsida; Ericales; Balsaminaceae. The coding region runs from base 1 to 1245 and encodes 414 amino acids. The record is from RefSeq and is a predicted model, not a curated record. The transcript is spliced from 8 exons. Gene Ontology annotation, molecular function: protein binding; RNA binding. Gene Ontology annotation, biological process: RNA modification.
AUGGAGAAAAGCUUCUUGUCCUCUAGCUUCGGCCAUGAAGUUAACAGUCUAUUCUCUACUUCUUCAUCUGCUCUAUCCAUGGCGAAAUCUUCUGCAAGUAAUCAUCAACCUCAAACUAAAUCAUAUAUCCACGAACCAAACUUCAAUCCGAUUCGCCAUUUCAUUGAUACACUCCUAAAAUGCAAUAACCUUGAGCAAAUCAGACAAGUUCAUGCUCAUAUUACUAUCUACUGUAUGUAUCAUAACCUAAUUGUUGUAAACAAGCUCCUUUACUUAUACGCAUAUUCAAAAUCACUUAAAGACGCUCACGCUCUAUUAUGUGUAAUGAAAGAAAGAGACGCCGUAAUUUGGACUGUCAUGAUUGGUGGUUUUGCAAAGGUUCGUGAUUACUUCAAUUGUUUCAAAACAUUUAGAGAUUACAUUAGAUCAGGAUUAGUUCCUGAUAAUUAUACUUUACCUUCUGUAAUUAGAGCCUGUAGGGAUAAUAAACAUCUUAGAUUUGGAAAGUUGAUUCAUGAAAUCACUUUCAAGUUCGGUUUGCAAUUGGAUGAAUUUAUAGUAGCUGCACUUGUAGAUAUUGAGUCUCUUGUAUUGUUUGAUUCAAUGAUAGAUGAAGGUUUUGUUCUCGAUAAGAUUUCGAUGGUGACGGUUGUUAACGCUGGUGCAAAAACCGGGGAUAUGAAUAAGGCGAGAUUAGUUCAUGUUUAUUUAUUGUGGAGGAAUUUUUCGAUUGAUGUAAUUCUCGGCUCGACGAUAAUUGAUAUGUAUGCUAAGUGUGGGAAUGUUGACUAUGCUCGGUCACUACAAAAAAUGAACCAUCCGAAUAUCGUAAACCUUACACAAGUCAUUAUAGAGAACGACGUAUUGGGAUACCUUAAUUUGGAGUUGAAUGAUGUUAGGAGAAAGCAAGUUGAGGCAGUAGUUAAUCGUCUAUCCAAGGAGAGUAAAAUUUUUGUUGUGUACUCAUGUGACUUGAAAAUAGCUUUUGUUACAGUUGAAACCAUUUCUAACAUUUGUGGUUCAAAAGUUGAAAACAUUGCCAGCAUUUGUGGUGCAACAAGAAUUUCCAUUCUUGAAAUUGAUUCCUUCCAAGAUAAUUCUACACUCCCCACAAGUUGGAUAGUAGAUGUUGAAACUGCCCAACUUGCCACAUACUUCCUUGAAUCGCCUUGGACUGCGGUUGAUUGGGGUCCAAAUGCCAAGAAUGAAGGAAUGGUUGUUAUUUCUCAUGGUUGGUUGCACUAG